AUGAUUACUUUGACUCGAACUGGAGCUGCUGAAAACGUGGCACUUAUUGCUCUGAACCGUCCGAAUGCAUUGAAUGCUUUGUGCCGUCAAUUGAUGCAAGAAUUGUCUGAAACUUUGCUGAAAGUGGAACAUGAUUCAUCAUACAAUGUGAUUGUUUUAACAGGAAAUGAGAAGGCUUUUGCUGCCGGAGCUGAUAUCAAAGAGAUGGCGAAGUUGGAGUUCGCCGAUGUUUUUCAGAAUGAUUUUUUCAACAAUUGGGAUACUCUUUCCCACAUCACAAAACCCGUAAUUGCGGCUGUCAAUGGAUUUGCACUGGGCGGUGGAACAGAACUUGCAUUGAUGUGUGAUAUUGUUUAUGCUGGAGAAAAUGCAGUAUUCGGACAACCUGAAAUCAAUAUUGGAACAAUUCCAGGAUUAGGAGGAACUCAGAGAUGGCCGAGAUUCACGAAUAAAUCGAUUGCAAUGGAGAUAUGUCUCACCGGUGACCGUUUGAGUGCCCAGGAUGCGAAAGAAGUUGGUCUCGUCAGCAAAAUCUUUCCAACCCAACAAUUGGUAUCAGAAGCUGUAAUUCUCGCUGAUAAAAUCGCCAAAAACUCUCCGUUGAUCGUCAAGACUGUGAAGAACUCUGUCAACUCGGCCUAUGAAACGUCUUUAAAUCAGGGCCUCCAAAUUGAGAAACAGUUGUUCCAAUCGACGUUUGCCACGAAUGAUCGGAAGGAAGGUAUGACCGCUUUCGCUGAGAAAAGAGGACCUAAGUGGGCAGGAAACUAA
Molecule: messenger RNA, 771 nt
Organism: Caenorhabditis remanei
Lineage: Eukaryota; Metazoa; Nematoda; Chromadorea; Rhabditida; Rhabditidae
Exons: 3
Coding region: 1-771 (256 amino acids)
Biological process (GO): fatty acid beta-oxidation
Cellular component (GO): mitochondrion
Molecular function (GO): enoyl-CoA hydratase activity
Source: RefSeq, a predicted model, not a curated record